Anarrhichthys ocellatus (wolf-eel) is the source of this 2929-nucleotide messenger RNA. RefSeq names its product SPT2 chromatin protein domain containing 1 (gene spty2d1). The record is from RefSeq and is a predicted model, not a curated record. The coding region runs from base 475 to 2547 and encodes 690 amino acids. Gene Ontology annotation, biological process: nucleosome assembly; transcription by RNA polymerase I. Lineage: Eukaryota; Metazoa; Chordata; Actinopteri; Perciformes; Anarhichadidae. The transcript has 6 exons. Gene Ontology annotation, cellular component: nucleolus. Gene Ontology annotation, molecular function: histone binding; DNA binding.
UUCCUUAACGUACUCUUUGGGCACUUGAAUUCGUCUGCCUCUCUCGCCGUAGUCUCUACUAACAGUAAUCUUAACGUUUUAGUUGUAUUCUCUCAGUAGACUCUAAUCAUAUGGGUAUGUUGAUGGAUCCGGCCUUACUUUGGCGUGUGACAUCAGUACAAAAGUUCGUCUUUCGGGCUUCUUGGUUGGCUAACGUCAGUAAACGUAAGGUUAGCUUAUGCUAAGUUCGCUAGCAUAUGCUAACGUAAACCGGUGAAGUAAAGUAGCGAUAACUAUCUGAUACACCGAUUUACAUCAUAUGGACUGUUUUUGAUGAAUUGUUUUCCUUAUAGCCAUCUGAGUACCGCUUGGUUACGCUAAAUCCCGUGCCAAUCUACCUGGUUUGUAAGCUAAACGCUAACUUUAGCAUUAGCACCACCUGGUUGAGUCUGCCCUGAUUUAUCUCAAACAGCAGCAGUAUCACCUGCUGCCAAAAUGAUGGACUUUGAUAAUAUAUUGGACAUCGCCUCGCAAAAUCCGAGCACCAGCAAUGUACAAAAGAGAUACAGUUUACAAGCUGCACCACCCAAAAAGUACCCGAGGUCAAAAGGUGUAAAUCCUUCAGCUGUGCAGGCGCUUCUGAAGAAACAAACCUGUGACACGAUAAAGAAAGAAGUCCAAAUGAAGAAAAAGAAGGAGGAACUACUAGCAAAGAGGGUUGAGUUGAAGUCGGACCGUAAAGCACGAGCCAUGGCUUCCAGGACUAAGGACAAUUUCCGAGGCUACAAUGGCAUCCCGGUGGUCGAGCUUCCUAAGAAGAGAAGAUCAAAGCUAGAGAUGCAGCAAGAAAGGUCGAUGAAUGAGGAGGGCUUUAGGAAUAACUCAAUUGACCCAGAUGAUGAGGACAAUUAUGAGUAUGAACAGUCGGAUUCAGAAUCAGAGCCAGAACUACGGAGACCUGGGAAAACCACAGGUUAUAGUGGUGGUAGCAGCAGCAGCAGCAGCAAGCCCUCCUCUAAAAAAUCCAGUGGGCCACCCAAGCCCGCUCCGCCUCCCAUGAACUUUGCAGAGUUACUCAAAUUAGCAGAGAAGAAGCAGUUUGAGCCGGUUGAGGUGAAAGCCAAGGCCGCGAAAAAUGAUGACAGGCUCCGGACAGCUGACGAGAUAAGGGAGCUGGAGCUGGAGCGCAGGGCUAAGAGACCGAACAAAGACUCGAAGACAGACAGAGACAGAGAUGGCAAAUCUCAGUCCAGCUCUAGUUCAGUGAGAAAAAACACUUUUGAGAAGGAGCAGAAAAGCUGCAAACCACAAAAGGCCUCCCUGGAAAAGCAACGUCCUCCCAGUGGGUCAGGAAAGAAGUUGCAUCCGACACCGACGAGCGAUAAAGGCCAGACUUCUUCCAAGCCCUCUGUUGGUGGCAGAGAAAGAGAGAGACCCAAGAUGUCUCACAGCGAUCGAGACAGAUCGAAGACAAACCUUUCUAGUUCGUCCGGUGCUGUGAACGGUAAAGGUACUUCGAAAGCCACAUCUUCUCAGGUUUCAGCCAAGCAAGGGGGGCUCAAGCCCUCAUCGAGCCACAAAUCCAGCGCUUCAAGUGACCUUAUCCUUAAAAAAGAAAGCUCAUCAAGAGCCUCAGGUAUUCCUGGGACCAGGACUCCUGGUUCAGCUGUAACAGGCCAAAGAUCUCAACCUGGGAGCUCCCAACAGACCAGGCCCAGUCAGGGUGGCUCAUUGAAGCAGGGACCUAUAGUCGGGGGCCACAAGUCUGGAAAGGGAGAACCACUAAGGCCUAGAAUUAACUCUGCUGUCAAAUCCAGCGGUAAUUCGGUGAUGAGGCCUUCAUCGGGCGGCCCUCCUAAGGCAGGGAGCCAACCUCAGUCGAGGCCUGAAGGCACACUCCAGGCAAGAGCUGGCGGGGUCCCACAGGCGAGGCCUGGUGGGAGUGGCCUACAGGGUCACCCUCGAGGUGGUGGAUCCCGACCUCCGGGGAUGGGACCUGGUCGGCCUGGAAUUGGAGGACCAGUACCUGGGCGACCGACUGGCAGCAUCGGAUCAGGACCUGGAAGAACCACGUGCACCGUGGUGUCUGAGACCAUUUCAUCCAAGAAUUUUGGUGGACCCAGACCGGGAGUCCCUCCUCGGCCAGGCAUGCCACAGAGACCCGGGAUGCCACCCAGACCCGGGAUGCCACCCAGACCAGGAAUGCCACAGAGACCUAUGAUGAACAGACCUCCAGGUCCAAUGUUGCCACCUAUCACCUCUGCAUACAAGAGGAAAUACGAGGAAGAGGAAGACGAGUGUGACUCAGAAAUGGAGGAUUUUAUCGAUGAUGUAGAUGAACCGCAGGACGACAUUUCCAGGCAUAUUAAGGAAAUCUUUGGCUAUGAUAAGAACAAGUACAGGGACGAGAGCGACUACGCACUUAAAUUCAUGGAGAGCAGCUGGAGAGAUAUGCAGAAAGAGGAGGCCAGGAGCCUGAGAAUGGCUGUGCAGGAAGAUCUGGAGGAGGAGAAAAGGGACCAAGUCGACCUGAACAUGCAAAAGGCCAAGAGGAAAAAAAAGAACUGAAGCCCCCUUUUUUGUCGUUGAGAGGAAUAAAAACAACCAAACAAUCCUGUGUCUGCUGAAACAGGACGGGCGGUCUGCCAUGACACUCAGCGACUGUGUCCACCUCACCGUGUGUCUUUCUCGCUGCUUCUCUCAAUAUGAUUGGACCAAAACUGAGUGGAGUGGCUCACGGCAUCCAGAGGGAAAGAAAACAAUGUUAGACAAAGACAACCUGAAAAAGACAAAAUAUGAACAAAUCAUUCAGGCAUUAGUCUGUGACAAAAAAAUCUCACUUUCCCUGUUAUACUAUUUAUUUACCCCACUGUGCAGUGAUCUCAAUUUCUUAAAAGGACCUGAGAACUGUAAAUAUGGAAGUGUGUUUUUUUUUUUUUUUUUUUUUUUU